AUGAGUCAGAUCAUCGGUCUUGACCAACAUACCCCUAAGCUUGACACCGGGUGUACGGAUUUGCAAUCCCUCGAAAGGCAAAACAUAUGGUGGGGUUUGAUCAUUCUAGAGAGACAAAUUCUUAUCGAAAGUGAAACCCGAUCGUGGUAUUCAAGGACAAUUUUUCCGUCAGAUGAUGUUUUCCUUCCUUCACUGCUCGACAACCUGGAUGAAGACGGCGGUGGGUGGAAUCAAUGCCCCUCAACUAUCCUGCCUGUCGUGCGUAGCAGUAACAUCGACACAUUCGGCCGCCAGGGUCAGGUAGCUCACUUUCUCGAACAAACCAUGUCCGUGCUCACGAAUAAGGAUGAAGACUAUAUCAAGAUCUCAACGCUAAAACAUAUCGAUGAUGACAUACAGCAGUUACUCGCCAUCACAAUGAGCGAGUAUCGAGGGCCUGGGUCUCAUUGUGUGGCUAACGCUACUGCCUUGAGGACGCUGUACCUCAUUAAUCAAGCAGUCUUCGAGAUAUCAACCAAAAAUUUGGAAAAGUUCAUACCCGUGACCUUUCCCGUAUAUGUUCACGGCAAAGAACACACUCGUUGGGUUAUUCGAACCGCUAGAGCCAACAAGAUGGUCUUCUUCGCUGUCAUUACUGCUGGCGCGUCAAUCUGUGCCAGAUUCCCUGAUACCAUCGAUUCAAGCCGUGUGAUAAACGGCUACAACAAUGUUUCUAUGGGGCAGAUAUUUGCAUUAAAGAUGGCUGCCUUGAAGCACAUUCGACAUAAAUUCACUAGCUACGAUAUCCAAGACUGGAUCACGGUGUUGUAUAGUGUGACGUGUCUAACUGUCGCUGCGAUUAUGGAUGGAGACACUCACGCAUUGACAAUACACUCGAAGGGGCUACGACAACUUUUGCCAUCGACGAACUUUAACUAUAUACCUCAUCACGUACUCCAUGUUGUGCUGUCAAUGUACUGCCUAUGCAGCACAAUAAACGGGGAGAACUGUGCAGAUUUGCCAUGUUUUCAAUAUCCUACACCUCAGACUCCUACGCGGGCGGAAGGCACACUCGACGGCAAUCAGAAUUCGUGUUCUGAGAUUCUAGCCCGUCACUCCUCGCUCCUACAGCUAGUAUGGAGCCCAGAAGACGCCCCGAUUUCAGAACUGUGA
This is a messenger RNA of Exophiala mesophila, 1152 nucleotides long. RefSeq lists its product as uncharacterized. The transcript is spliced from 6 exons. The record is from RefSeq and is a predicted model, not a curated record. The coding region runs from base 1 to 1152 and encodes 383 amino acids. NCBI's taxonomy places the organism in Eukaryota, Fungi, Ascomycota, Eurotiomycetes, Chaetothyriales, Herpotrichiellaceae.